UUGGCCUCCGAUAACAACAGCGGCCAAAGAGUUUGUUCUCGGCAAUGUGUCCGUAAGGCUUCAAUGCCCGGUCAAACCCUCAGGGAGAUACAGUAU
Molecule: messenger RNA, 96 nt
Organism: Tuber aestivum (summer truffle)
Lineage: Eukaryota; Fungi; Ascomycota; Pezizomycetes; Pezizales; Tuberaceae
Source: the annotation of a GenBank genome assembly